Aphis gossypii (cotton aphid) is the source of this 1670-nucleotide messenger RNA. Its product is annotated as 52 kDa repressor of the inhibitor of the protein kinase-like. Lineage: Eukaryota; Metazoa; Arthropoda; Insecta; Hemiptera; Aphididae. The transcript has 3 exons. Gene Ontology annotation, molecular function: sequence-specific DNA binding. The record is from RefSeq and is a predicted model, not a curated record. Bases 729 to 1058 code for a protein of 109 amino acids.
CAUUGUAUGUAUAGUCAAUGUAUUAUCCAUUAUGUAGAGAGAAGACUCUUACUUACAUAGUGAUAUUAUCAGAACCUACUUCUUAUCACGUAUAUACUGUAGCGGUUAUAGCCACGGACUAAGAUAUAUCUUGGUCCGUGGUUAUAGCUGUUAUAGGUAUAAUCAAAUUUAUGAAAUGUAGCUAGUUUAUUUAACUAUAGAAUCCAUUGAAUCCAGAAGCAGAUUGCACCUUGUUCGUUGCACAUGCAUUUAUUACGCUCCGCUAUGUGCAACGAUACCGUUUUUAUCAUCGGUCUAAAUGUGACAAAUUUAUUACGUAAAGAAAAUAAUGAAAAAUAAAAUCGCUAUCAACAACUAAUGCUACAAGUUGCAACCCGAAAGUGCGUCCAAUACGCGUUUUGAAAGUGUAAAAUAUUAAUUAAGUAGAUACCAAAUUGUUCGUUAAACAACAAUAUCGUUUGUCCACAGAAUAGAUACAAUCGGAAAGGACACUCUAGAUGUAAGCAAAAUCGCGACGGAUUGGCGGCCAUCUUCCUAACAGGAAAAAUUCUUAUCAGUUAUCAUUAUUCAUUUGAUAAACGUGUUUUCAUUUAUUCAAAACAUUAAAUUUUAAAUCUUUUAAGUUUAAAUUUUUACAGUUUUUACUUGUUAAACAGCAAAUUAACUUUGUAUUUUUGUGUGUUUGUUUAUUUAUUUUAUUUGUGCAAGUUUAAACUUCAAAACCGAUAAUGAAUAAUACUAAAAUAUCGACUGUUAAAUGUGUGGUAAACAAUUGUGGUAAUAAAAUGUCUCAAAAUCAUGACUAUAGUUUUUUCACUUUUCCUAAAAAUGAUCCUAUCAGAUGUGCAAAAUGGAUUGAAAAUUGUGGUCUAUCAAUUUCAAUAGAUAAUGUUAUUAAAAAACGUUAUAGCGUCUGUGGGAAGCAUUUUGGAAAAAAUAUGUUCCUGAACGACUUAAAAAACAGACUUCAGCCACAUGCUAUACCUGUAUUAUUUAUCGAUAAAACCCAGGGACUACUUCCAAGGCAGAUAAAUUUUGAAAAUACUAUUUCAACCUAAACUAAAGCGUCAACUUCCUCUAUCGUUGAAGUCUUAGCAUCUCAAUUGGACAAAGAUGAUUCUUCUGAUGGUGUACAUUUAGAUCUUCCAUCAUCAACUGUACAGGAUACGCCUACACUUCUUUUUUUCAUAAAGACCUUAAAAUAUCUAUACUGACUGUACUAAUUACUAAUGAUUAUUUGUUUGCAUAACUAAAAAAUAUGUAUGUAUAAAAAUUUGAUUGUAAAUGUGAUACUAAUCAAAUUGUGAAAAGUGUGUCUAAUAAAUUAUUAAAUGAAAAAUGUAUACUACUUACUAAUUAAUUGUUGUGGUGUUUUGGUUUUAAUUUGUGGUUGGUUUGAGGUUUUUUUUUUAAAGACCUAAUAGAACAUGUAAAUUUAUAAUAAAUAUUAUACCUACAGGUAUAUAAUAUGUAAGUAAGUGGUAUACUAGUGAUGCCAUAUAUUUACUCCAUAUAUUUUAAUUUAUUUUAAUUUAUUUCAAUAUUAAUUAAAUACUAAUAAUUAUAGUGUAUACUAAUUUAAAACAAUAGGUUUAGUUUUAUAGAAUGGUCACACUGUUGGCCUGUUGGGAAGAUAGCCGCCACGAUUUUCGUUCGGCCUAUGCUGUAUG